Messenger RNA from Mercenaria mercenaria, 8956 nucleotides. RefSeq names its product beta-1,3-galactosyltransferase 1-like. NCBI's taxonomy places the organism in Eukaryota, Metazoa, Mollusca, Bivalvia, Venerida, Veneridae. The transcript is spliced from 2 exons. The record is from RefSeq and is a predicted model, not a curated record. Gene Ontology annotation, molecular function: hexosyltransferase activity. Gene Ontology annotation, cellular component: membrane. Bases 1319 to 2320 code for a protein of 333 amino acids.
CUCAACGCAUGUGCAGACCUUUUAAAUGAAUAUUUAAGAUUUUUCAAGCACAUUUUAUCCCCUAAAUUUCCAGUGGAAAACCUUAUAUCCAUAUUAAAAAAAAAAAACACGCUAAUCCUUUGUACGCACAUUGAAAUUGAUAUUGGGUCGGCAUGCCCUUGAAAACAUAUCUUAAGCCUUAAUGCCUGAAACAGAAACCUAUUGCAUUAUAUGCAUAUUAAACAUAUGCACUUACAUGUGUUAACACUUUAUUUUUGUCACAAUGUGUUAGAAUUCUGUACUCGUAUAUUUUUAGUUUAUUAAGCUUCCACUUUGCUUUGCACCGUGUAUUAACGUAAACAAAACAAGCAUCAUUUAGUAUGGUUUGGACUUAUAAGAAACUGUAUCCGGUAACAGAGAAAGGGUUUGUUUUGUAAGUCUUCUUCCACUUAAUUUGAAUAUUAUCGGGCAUAUUCAUGUACAGCCCAGGUAAAACUGUCAUUGAACUUAUAAAUCACAGCAACAGAAUAUUGCCAGGAAGGUAAAAAUAAGCAAUUUCUCAUUCAGUGCACUUGUCCGCAGCAGACAUUUUUUUCCGGCUACGCUUUCAUUGAAACAUUAUCCGCAUCCGCUAUGCCGUUUCUAAUCCAAACAAGAAAGUAGUCCUUGUACACGUUUUUUAUAAAGGAAAAAAACCACUUUACUCUUGCCAUGAAUUAAUAUAAAUCCAGUAUUUGUUUACGAAAUGUCUCACAAUUUCUUUCCUCGCCCCAUCGCUUAGACAGCUCACUGUAUAAAAUAUAUAAUUGCUUAUUCCGUACAUGUGUUACACAAAUUAUAGCAACACGAGAAUCCUGGGCUAACGAAAGUCCAAUAGUACGCAGGCGAGAAACACGGGAAAAGCGCAAUCUUAUAUUAUGAGAAAAACGUGCUUAAAAUGGCCAUGAGGAUCUACAGAGUAUUUCAUAAUUAUAUAACAACUGCUAUUAAAUGCGAAAAAGUAAAUAGGAUCGAAUAAAUUUAGGAAUGUUUUACGUCAAUGGUUUAUACGUACUUUAUUAUUUGUUUUGUCAUAUAAUCAUUGUUUUAAGUACAAUAUAAGCCUCAAACGAUCAAAUAUAUAAAAUACUGCACGAUCCUUAGCGCUGACGCGCUGCGGGCAGUCCAAUACUUUACAUAUUGGAUCGUUUUCGUCUUAUAUCCUAUACAUCAUCUAUUCCAUUACAAGGAUUAUAUUAAACAUUAACCGCGCAUUCCAGUUAAACGUGGUUUAUGCGUGUUUAAAUCACUUACAUACACUAUUGAAUAUUUUUGUUAGGAAAAUAUAUUUUACAAAAUUAUGUCGAAUAUCGUUCAAACUGUAUUUAGAGGCAAACGGCUGUUUACGAUUUUAGUUAUUCUUUGGCUUACAUGGAUAUUCACAUGCUUGAAUUUGUUAACUAGAGAUAAAUAUGCGCGUGCGAUUAGAGGAAAGAAAUAUGUGUUGAAUAAGGAUUAUCCUAAAAUUGAAUUGACCUGUAACAAAUGUUUAACACUGAGUCUUUCAUACUUAAUAAAUAACAAAAAUGUUUGCAGAAAUGACGUACCAGACAAGACCAUCGAUAUUUUGAUACUAAUUACAACAGUAAGCGAUCAUUUUGAAAUUCGACAGACACUUAGGUCAACAUGGCUAAAUUACACAAGAAAAAACACAGCUAAUGUACGUUAUAUAUUCCUUCUUGGUGAUAGAAGUGAUUCCGCUCUACAGACGUCUAUUAUUAAGGAAAAUGCAAAGUACAAAGACAUUGUUAAAGGAAAUUUUAUCGAUUCAUACAGAAACCUAACAUAUAAAACUAUGCUGGGACUUAAAUGGGCAGUUUCGUUCUGUUCAAAAGCAAGGUUUGUUUUAAAAACAGACGAGGAUGUGUUUGUUAAUAUACCAAAUAUUUUGAAAUUGAUUUACAACAAAAGUGAAGAUUUUGAUAAGACAUUGGGUGGAAAAUGUACCAGUAUACAGCCAGUGGAAAGAAGUGUAAUUUCAAAAUCUUAUAUUCCGAAGAGUAUGUACACUAAUGACACAUAUCUACCAUUUUGCUCAGGGACUGGCUAUAUAUCAAGCAUGGUUUUAAUAAAGGAAAUAUACAAAGUAUCCAUUAAUGUUACUUUCUUUCCUUUAGAAGACGUUUAUAUUGGAAUGUGUGCGAAAGUAUUAGGUGCUAAACUAAAAGAUAUUAAGGGUUUUGCAAGUGAUAUUCCUAUACGCAAUCAUUGUAUUUUGCAAAACAGAAACAUUUACUCAAUUCAUAGCGUUAGCUCUAGUGAACUUAAAUACAUUUGGACGUCUUCCUGCACAAGUUUGUGAAUAAUUUAAUUUACUCUCUUAUUCGACAGUGCUUGAAAUACACAUGCUGUUACGUUGGCAAAUUACAGCAAUAGUAACAUUCAGUGAUAUGAGCUGUAGUGCAGUGUAGCCAGAUACAUGACAAAACUAAUACGCAGAAAUAGGCUAAACAUUACAGGGUUGUACAGCCUAGAAAAACAUUGACAAAACAGUAGCCUUAUGCUGAACUACCAGUCCAAGAUUCAUCAACCAACGUUGGCAUCCAAAAGUUUUACUUACUUGAAUUGACUUGACUAUGAUGCCCAAAAGAGCUAUCAAGUCACAACGCAUCCAUGUUGAACGGUAUGACAUUUAAUGUAAUUUGAUUGAAAGUAAUCGAACAUAAUUUUGAAGUGCUUAGGACUUCCAUCUUCCCUUGCGUUUUAUUUCUUCUUCAGAAAACCCCCUCUGAUGUGGCAGCCCCUAUUUGAAAGGAAUGAAAUUUAUAAUGUUGUUGGUUAAAACCAAGAUGUUGAAUGGUAUUACGUAACUGCUGGUUAAAAAGCAAUAAGAAAUAAAUUCAUCACUAGGAAACUGAUUUUUAAAUACGAAAACAUGACCUGUAUAGGGCGUAAUGCCAUAUGACUAGUGUUACAAAAAAUGAAUAGUGUAACUGCAUGCGUACUAUGUUUGAACCGUCUCAACGUGCACUCAGUACCAAGUGGUCCAUCUUUUCCCUGAUUAUGUAUCUUCUCCUUCAAUUAUAUUUGAACAUUUGCUUUUAGCAGACAUUUCACCAAUUCGAAGAAAACCAUGGAAUGCAAGCAAUGGCAUAGCAAGAAGAAUGAUUCGCUCUGUAUGCAUUAAUAUUGUGAUUUGCAAAGCAUUCACUAGUUUUAUUAAGAUGUCAAUAGUGAUUGGUGACCUUGUGUGUGGUGAAAUUAGCAAGAGUUUGGUAGCAUACACGGAUAAACAGCUGAUCACAGAGCCUGUCGGGACCUAAAAUGUCUACCAGCUAAAUGUUUCUUCAACACUUUCUCUUUAUAGAAUAAUCCAGUCACAGAUUUUCUAUUGGGUACAACCUGUUGCAUAAUCGGACCACGGAUGUCAAAGAAAAUAACAAACAAUGCUUUCUUAGCACUCAGAAAUCUUUUGGCAAUUGAGGUGCGGCGGCAGUUUUUGGUAGCCCAUAUUUUGUUGUUAAGUUUCCAAGUUGGCUAAAAAGUCUACCCAUGUGUCGUCUCCAGUAUUAAUAUCAGAAAUCUGCUUUCUAUGGUGUUUUGGAAACACUUCAAGCAGGUUUCUGGCUGUUUCAAGUCGAACACGCUUUUGCUUGUCGGACAAUAAAUGAGGGAUCCAUCUAGCUGUAAUGCGUCUCAUUUUCAAUUUACGUUUUAGUAUGCAGAAUACACUUGCAGCUGAGAUACCAACUAUACUAGCUAUCUGUUGAACAGUUAGUCUUAAGUCAGACUGAAUUAUAUCGCAUACUUUUUCGACCAUAUAGUUAGAAGUGGCACGUCAAGGGCUUCCAGGGUUUGGUGCUUCAUUAAUGGAGCCAAAGCUGCCUAAAAACUUCUUAACCCACCGCGUGACUGUGGCAUACGACACUUCAUUUUGCCUAUGAACAUCGCACAAUUGCUCAACAAUCUCCUUCGUAGAUACGCCAAGCUUGCAUCGAGUCUUUAUAUAACCUCGAAUACUAGUUGCCUUUACACUUUUCUUGCCGACCAUUUUUACUAUAGUGUCAAUGACUCUAUCUGUUGCUUUUGUCAAAGUAUUAGCGAUAAUACAGCAUGUACACAUGUAAAUUUGGUAUCUAUCUGUAGAGAAUGGAUUUCUCGUUAUACCGGUAUGCUUUUUAUGUGAAUCCCGUGCAAAGCAAGGCGGCACGAUAAUCAGUUGCAUUAUGCUAACCUAAUGCUGAUACAUGGGCUGUUAUAGUAUUCACUCUGUAAUCCUGGUUAAGAAGAUAUGUAAGGAACUUAACCAUACAUGUCUCAGCAAGGGGGAGAAAAAGCUGAUUUUUUUAGUGUAAUUGGCAACUUCAAUAUACUGCCGCCAGUACUUGUAAUUAGCCUGUUUAGUCCGAUGUGCUAAUGCACAUGCUAUAAGCUGACGCGUCGAUGAACUUAGAUGUGGAGAAGUUUGGUUUCGGUCUUGACCAGCGACGGAAAACAUUGAAACGUCAUCUGCAAUUGAAAACGAGAAAGGUGGUCAGCAACUAAAUUUGACCUACCAGAUACAUGGCAUGAAUAGACGUGAUAACGGAAUAGUAUUCUACAUGCAGACAUCAUCACAGAGUCCUUAGCGCUAGCAUAUUUUUGACACACACAGUUGCUGUAUUAUAAAAUGAAACAUAACUUUAUGAUAAGCCAUAUUUCCACCCCUGAUUUCAAUUGCUAAAUGAACCAUUUUUCUGCAAACCAGAUUUUUCCAAAGACAGCUGUAAAACAUACCGUAGAGGAGCAUCGGUAAAGAGAUAAAAAGUUUCUGAAUGGGACCAACUAUCCUGUAAAAAACAUACACUUGUCGUUGAACGAGUCCAAAGGAAAAGGUGCGAAAAGAAACAACGCAUCUUGUCGCAAAAUUCAAUAAACCAAAUAAAGACAAAGCUAUUCUUAUCUUUAAUUAUCUUUAAUAUCUUAUCUUCAGGCAAACGGAUGACUAUAUCGACAUAAUCUUCUGUCGCAGGGUCAUUUGUCUGUAUAUAUCCUAUAUGAAUUACUAUCAAGCUUUUUCCCAUUUUUCCUAUAUUUCAUUCCUAUAAUUACAUUUCAUAUUCAUUAUUCAUCCACAUAAAUAUCAUUUUCUGAUAUCAUUAACUAACAUGUAGUUUAACUACGGUGACGGACCUCAAUUUGAAUUAAUUGACAUCACCGCCAAUUUCCGUCAUGCAUGCGCGCAGCCAGAAUAGAUUUUGAAGAGAAGACUUGAAAUCUUUGUCUCUCUUGGUAAAAUAUUACAUUAAAUUUUGCUGCCUGCGUGUGCCUUUCAGGUAAACUAUUUGCAUGUUGUAGAGAUAGUACCUAAGUUUUUCAAAUCAUAGGUUUGAAGUUAAAAAGCUUUGAAAUGAAGACAAAUGUCCAUAUAUUUCUCAAAAACAGAAAUAUAGACAAUAUUUUAACCAGAAGUGCGGAGUUAUGAGCAUUUAAUAUUUUCAUGUUAACGAAAAUUUUGUGAUCAAGGAAAUGUAACUCUUCCUAAACAUGGAGAGCAUAAACAUAAAAGGGACAUAAUAUAGUCAAUAAUUUCUAAUUGGGUGCAUUUGAUUUAACAUUCAACUUUGAUCUGUAUUGCUAAAUACUGAUCCAUGAUACUGUGUGCUAAAAAUUAGAACAUCUGGAACAGUCUAUUAACAGCAAAAUAAUGCUUUAGCAGAAUCUAAAUAGUUAAGCUCUAACUGGGACUCGAACCAAGGACCUCUCACACCUAAGGCAGACACUCUACCACUUCCCUAUAACAGCAGUAGCUAAUAGCUAUGCAGUUUAAUUGCUGGAUUACAUUGCGUGAACUGGAACAAUAAUCGGUGAACUCCGGAUUAUCAGCGUUUUCGCUUUGUUACCUAACGGCAAUUUUUGUGUAAAGAAAAAAUAUAAUCUAAUGCUGCCAACGUCAUAAUCGGUCGAAUCUGCCCAAAUUUCUCUGACGUGUUGUUCAGAGUAAGAACUUACUAACUGGUAGUACCAGUGAAAUAUUACUUACACUGAAUAUUUUAUAUUUGCCCUUUUUUGCAGCUGUCGAACGGCAAAGACAGUGAGUUUUGUCCAAAUAUAAGUAAUUAUUUUACCAGUUUUGAGAGGAUUUCAAUUGAUGUGAAAUUACAGUUACAAACUAAAUACCUUUCUGCAACACAUGGAGUCAAUAGCAUUCACUGUCAGUCAGUACUAUGACUACGAUCGACUGUCAUUCAUUCAUUUCAAAGUUUCAUAGACAGAGUCCGUUGUUUACAUUUUUAUCGUAACCGGUGCACUUGUAAAAAUCACUUUAGUCUGAAAAAUCAAAGUAUGCGAAGAGCUAUGGUACGGUCUCUACAUGUUGUGUUGAAAUAUGAUCAUUCCUCAUUUUCUCAUUCAUCAUUUGAUUUAUUUCGUUGUAAUUUUUGAAUUGUCAUGAAAUGAAUGCGCACAGCCAGAAUAGAUUUGAAGUGAAGACUUGAAAUCUUUGUCUCUAAUAGAAAAAUAUGAAAUUUGCUGUCUGCAUGUGUCUUUCAGUCCACAGAAACCCUAGAAGAGAACACACGUUAGCCCGUAUCAUUUUACAUGAAGGGUGACACUUCACUUAUGCAUGGUUUUUAAAAACAAUGCUCACACAUGUGAGCAUAUUGGUAGUUUCAAACAGAACAUCCUUGCAUUCUUUGCAAUUGUUACGAGUUUUAGUUUUUACAGCAGACGGCGAGCGACGUUUAGCCGAUGCCAAAGUGGUGGCUUUUACCCAUAACUCCGUGUGCAUAAACCCCCUAGCUAAAGGCUGAUAUUGUUAAUGCGCUCGAAAUGUUCGGUCGUAAUAAUGAAAAGCUGCAGCAACAUAUGCCCUCACAUGAUCUCUGAUUAAACUACAAUAAGCCUGAUACAGCAUCAGGGUGCUUAACUAUAUAAAUGUCCAAGAACACGUGGAUCGCCGACAACCACUGACCAAUUGACAAUAGUUUUGUGCUAUGUAUUGUUGUUGCCGAAACAGAGACUUUAUUGUUGUUAGCAUUGAAUUGUAACACCAUGUCGGCGUUACUCAUGUAUAAAUACAGUAAAUCGGUCUUUCCACAUGGCCUGCUUCACACGUUCGUCAAUGAAAGCACUCGGCAUCACACUAUACGAGUUAAUGUUAUUAAAAUGUGUUGUACCUUCAGGCAAAACUGGAUUGUUUACUAAAGCGUUUGUUUUAUGGUUUCGAGCAGUAAUUCUUGAAUUAUACUUUGGAACGGGAACACCCAAGGCAUCACGCACAGCGAUGUUCAGAUGUUCAUUGUGGUGCUCAUAAUUUACAUCAUUGGUUGAAUCCUGGUUUUCUGUCAACAUUCCCGCAAAGUUUGGAAAAGGGUCAGUAAUAUCAAUACUUACAAUUUGUGUUUCUUGGUUGUUGUUAUUAUUGUUAUUGUUACAUUGUGUCGGAGCUGUAGAAACAUCUAUCUGAUAGUUCUUUUAUAACAGCCGACACUGUCACAGCUGUUUGCUCUGGCUGCAGUGGUUUAUCAGAUUUUUUUUGGAACCGCGGUUUUGUCUGAGGACACUUUCGUUUUUCUUUGAUGUUAUAUCCAUGUCAUCUACAGUGCGUUUUGUCUUUCCCACUGCGGACAUUCGCUGUUGUUUAUUUCCGGGACCAACACAUUUUGCCAUUAUAAAUUCCAGACAUGAAAGUAUCGUUAAGAUAUAGCUUACUAUACCUUUGAUCUAGCCACUAUAUUUGACAGGCUGUUUGGCUAUGACCAAUUCUACACUCUAGUUAUACAGUCUCGAACACUACGUAGGUACUUAGAAUACCCAAUUUCAGUAUAAAGAUGCAAUCCACCUGAACUAAAAUUAUACUGAUCUGGAUUCCAUAUACCCUGAUGUUUCCAAAACACAACAGGCAAAUGAGCUUCUGAGAUUUCUUUUCCGAAUUAAUAUUUGCUAAAAUAACGUUAUCAUUGUAGCCGGAAAAUGGGACCGACUUUUUCGGAAGCACCUGCAUUACUACCACACGUUUUAUGAAAUAGGGCUACCACGGAUAAAAAUUCAAACAUAACAUCCAUAGUCAUAAUAUUCUUUCAUACAUGUGGCUAACACGGAUAUAAAAGAAAAUAUUCCAUUAAUCAUGAUCUUUUCAUCAUGAUCUUUAUACAACAAAUUGAGGUUAUCACGGAUGUAAAUUCAAUCAUCCCACCAAUAUUUAUUGGGUUUAGACAAAAUUCAGGAUACCACGGAUGUAAAUUAAAAAAUCCUGCCACUAAGUAUCGGUAUUAGAAAUAUAUGCAGGCUACCAUUGAUGUAACAUAUAAACAUCCCACCAUCUCCAAAACUUUUAAACAAAAAUUGCAGCUACAAAACAUUGCACCAGUAGUCAAAACUGUUAUACAUAGAUAGCGGGUACCACAAAUAUGUAAAUUCAAACAUAUUGUCAUAUUCCAUCAUCACCACAAUGUCAUACUGCACCUCUAUCCCCCCGCCCCUCCCCCACCCCACCUUGAUAUGCACAUAUACAGUACCUGCCUGUAUAUAUUUAGUAGAACCUUUUAACUGUUCAAGCAAGCAACUAAACUCAGGUGAGCGAUAUAAGGCCAUAAUGGCAUUCUUUCUUUAAUAGUUGUCAAUUGAAAACUGCUUCAAAAUUGAUAUGACUGGUCAUUUAUAUAUAUUACACUUGAUUCAUGUUUGGUAUUCACUUGAUAUAUUUAUAGAUUUUAAUCUGCUUUGGGAAAUGAAAGGUAUAAAACAGCAAUUUCAUUAUUGAAGUUUUGUAUCUCAAUGAAUAUAUUUAGUAGAAAUGUUAGUUCCUGAAAUUUGGUUUUCCACUCAUUUGUCUAAAUUUGUUUUCUACUGUUUAGAUUUUAGCAUUGCACACAUAUCUAUCAAACUUAACUUUGAAACAGGACAAUAGAUAAUAGAUACUACUUAAUAAUAUUUCACAUGACAACUUAUUUAAUAAAAUCGACAUGAACCUAUAGAUAUUGUAUGCGUUCAUAUGAUAAAUGAUGAUCGUUCAUCC